AUGUCUGAACCAGCUGCAGAACCUACAGACGCGUCUGUACUUGGUAAACGGCUACGAAAGGAGGACGGCACGAACAAUGGCGAACCAACAGACCCAUUAGAGGAUGACGACGAUGACGAUGUCGGACCCAUGCCUUUGCCCGCCGACGCUGCUGGAGGAGGCGUAAAGAAGAAACGAAAAGUCCUCCCGCAUGAGCGUUUGUAUCUCGAGCAUCUUCCAGACAAAGAUCAAUACUACAAGAGCUUCAUGCACCGUGACGUCGUCAAUUUUUGCGUUAUGACCAAGACUGAUUUCCUGAUUACCACGUCGGUGGACGGCCACUUGAAACUCUGGAAGAAACAAGAAGCCGGUAUAGAAUUCGUCAAACAUUACCGCGCACAUCUCAGCCCAGUGGUUGGUGUAUCCGCGAGCGCCGAUGGACAGCUGUUUGGGACGAUUUCGGAGGAUCAGACUGCGAAAGUGUUCGACGUUGUCAAUUUCGAUAUGAUCAAUAUUAUAAAGCUUGGGUUCAAGCCUCAUGCGGGCUGUUGGGUUCAUCGGAAAGGGCAAGCACAAGGAUUGCUUGCAAUUUCUGACGCGUCUUCGGGUACGGUACGACUGUAUGAUGGUCGUGGAGGUGACAAGCCGUUGGAAACUAUCGAAACUUUGCAUCGCUUCCCCGUUCAUCUAAUGACUUACAGCGACCGUUAUGACACCGUCAUAUCCGCUGAUGAAGGCGGGUUCAUAGAGUACUGGCAACCCAUUGAGCCCUUUGUGCUACCCAAAAACAUUCCCAAACUCUGGUCGUACAAGAGUGAAACAGAUCUGUACGAGUUCAAAAAAUCAAAGUCCACGCCAACGUGCAUUACAUUGUCUCCCGAUUUCUCCUCAUUUGUGACGUUCUCCUUACCGGACCGGCAAAUCCGCGUUUUUUCUUUCCUCACUGGAAAGUUGACGAGGAAGUACGAUGAAUCUUUGGCGGCUAUACAAGAGAUGCAGCAGGCGGGUACAGCCGUUUACCGGGUUGAGGAUAUGGAGUUCGGGCGGCGGCUGGCGGCAGAGAGAGAGCUGGAGUUACCUGGGCCCGAUGGGAGAAUACCGGGAAGCUGGAGCAAUGCGAUUUGGGAUGAAAGCGGCGCAUUCAUCAUCUAUCCUACGUUGUUGGGAAUAAAAGUUGUGAACACCGUAACGAAUCGCGUCGUCCGACUGUUAGGGAAAGAUGAGGUGGUGAGAUUCAUGAAUCUCAGCGUUUAUCAGGGUGCCCCUGCGAAGAAGAGUAUUACUACCAUGGCCAUGGCAGCGUCUGCAAACCCCAUCUUGGCUGGGAAGGGUCAAAGGGAUCCUACGCUCUUCUGCACGGGUUUUAAGCGGCCUCGAUUCUAUCUCUUUACGCGUUCAGAGCCCGAGUACGUGCUCAGCAGUUUAAGUGUCUCGCCAAGCCAUAACCUCUUUUACAGAGACAAUAAAUCUGGCGAGCGAGAUGUCUUCAACGAACGCCCUACCCGAGAAGAACAGAGCGUUGCCGCAGCAACCACGGCUACUAACGCAGGCCCAUCCCCCGUGGCUAACUCGGCGACAAUCCACACCACAGUCGGAGAUAUUCACAUGCGCCUCUUUCCACAACAAGCUCCAAAAGCUGUGGAGAAUUUUGUGGGACAUGCUAGAAGCGGAUACUUUGAAGGAAUUCUCUUUCAUCGCGUCAUUCCAAAGUUUAUGAUCCAGACGGGCGACCCACUGGGCGAUGGUACAGGUGGAACAUCUAUUUGGGGCAGGGAAUUUGAGGAUGAGUUUUCCGAUGAUUUGAAGCAUGACCGGCCGUAUACAGUGAGCAUGGCAAAUGCAGGACCUGGGACUAAUGGCUCUCAGUUCUUCAUUACGACAACAACAACCCCGUGGCUGGACAAGAAGCAUACCAUCUUUGGUCGGGUGUUGUCUGGCCUUGAAGUUGUGCAUUCCAUAGAGAAUGUCAAGGCGAACAAGGUUGACAAGCCAUAUGAAGAUAUCAAGAUCGUUAACGUAGAUGUAGAGUAG
Molecule: messenger RNA, 2010 nt
Organism: Laccaria bicolor S238N-H82
Lineage: Eukaryota; Fungi; Basidiomycota; Agaricomycetes; Agaricales; Hydnangiaceae
Exons: 10
Coding region: 1-2010 (669 amino acids)
Biological process (GO): protein peptidyl-prolyl isomerization
Molecular function (GO): peptidyl-prolyl cis-trans isomerase activity; protein binding
Source: RefSeq, a predicted model, not a curated record